Molecule: messenger RNA, 1134 nt
Organism: Emiliania huxleyi CCMP1516
Lineage: Eukaryota; Haptophyta; Isochrysidales; Noelaerhabdaceae
Exons: 5
Coding region: 1-1134 (377 amino acids)
Cellular component (GO): cytoplasm
Molecular function (GO): protein binding
Source: RefSeq, a predicted model, not a curated record
AUGAUCUGCUUCGCCGCGUCGGCUGUUGUUGUGUCUUCGCCCCUGGUCGCCACCAGCGCGGCUGCAGCGCCAUCUCUCGCCGCGAGAGGACCUCGAGCGACCAUCGCUAGAAACGCUGCAAAGGACGGCGACAGCGUGCUCCUCCUGAGGCUGCUGCAGUCUGGAUGGCGGCCAGGCGCGGACCGCGAUCGCCGAGGCGCCACUGCCCUGCACCUCUCGGCGGGGCAUGGCCACGACUCUUGCUGUGAAGCGCUGCUGCCUUUGCUCGACGUCAACGAUCACACUCGGGAGGGCGCCACGCCGCUCCACUUCGCGGUCGCAGGGAUGAAGUCGCGGCGUGGGCGCGGCGGUCAGAACGGCUUCGGGACAGGCGGCCACGUUAGCACCGCGAGGCUGCUCCUCGACCGAGGAGCCGACCCAGCUGCUGUCACCUCCGACGGCAACUCGGUCGUCCACUGGGCGGCGUGGGCGGGCGGGACGAAAUUGCUCCGGCUGCUCUGCGAAGAGCACGGGCAGGCGGCAGCGGCGGGAGCGCCAAACGCGGCCUCGAGCGGUGCUCUCUCCUCGUGCAAGUACCUCGCCGAGAGCUGCGGGCUUGACUUUGGCGCUCCCAACGCCGAGGGCGCGACGCCACUCACAAAGGCGGUCGUCCAGUCCCGCCCGCCGGUGGUGGAGUGGCUGAUCGCCUCGCCGCACUGCUCGCUCGCUGACCUCCGCGAGGCUGCCGCACUGGCGAGCCGCCUCGAGAAGCGCCGCACCACCGCCGACGCGGCGCGCGUCGCCGCGUUGCUGCGCGCGUCGUCUUCACUGCGGUUGCGGGGUGGCUUUGCCCGCUGCAUCGCUCCCCGUCCGUCGCUUCAGGCCGCGGCCCCGCCACGCGCCUCUCCUCGUGCCGUGUUGCCCGACGCGCCUGAGGAGGACGAUGGCGUCAGUGCGCCGCCGCCCAGCGAGGGCGACGACCUCGGUGAUUUUGGCCUCCGUCGCGGCUUGGGCGUGGCGGUCGACGCGGUCCUGCCAACGAGGCUCGUGAUCGUCGCGUGGAGCGUCGUCAUCAACGUGUUUGGCGUUGCGUUUGGGUUUGUGCCGCCCACCGUGUUCUCCCAGUUUUGUGGGUUGAUGAGGCUGAGCAUGUGA